Messenger RNA from Linum tenue, 1584 nucleotides. The record is from the annotation of a GenBank genome assembly. NCBI's taxonomy places the organism in Eukaryota, Viridiplantae, Streptophyta, Magnoliopsida, Malpighiales, Linaceae.
CAUCCCCAUCCAGCCAUCUCGUUUUAUAUCCUUUUUCCUGAUCGUCAGCCUCAAAAAAACAGAUUUUAAAAACGGGAAAAAGGAACCAACUUUUCAUACGCAAGUGUUCGUUCUUGGCGUCCAGCAGGCACCAGAAGAAGGCGUCAUCAGAAGCAUUAUUAGAGAGAAGGAGGCGGAGGAAGGAAGGAAGGAAGCGUCAAUACGCACGCUCGCCGGCAAAAGGGGACAAGAUGACGACGCGCCCGCUGCGGUUCCCUGAGAUCGACGCCGAGCUCCGGCGAAUCGUCAAUGCGAAUAUGGAGGAAGUCCCCGCUCGGCGACGAGCUCGCGAGGCCUUUAAGGAUAUCCAGCUCAACGUCGACCACAUCUUGUUCAAGACACCAAGUGACGGACUGAAAGUCAAUGAGGCAUACGAGGUGAACUCGAGAGGGGUGGAGAUUUUCACGAAGAGGUGGCUGCCAGAAACCCCAAAAGCUAUGAUCUGUUUCUGUCAUGGUUAUGGAGACACUUGCUCCUUCUUCUUUGAAGGAAUUGCGAGGAAGUUUGCUUUAUCUGGCUACGGUGUUUUUGCAAUGGAUUACCCUGGAUUUGGUCUCUCAGAAGGUCUUCAUGGCUAUAUUCCAAGCUUUGAUACUAUCGUCGAUGAUGUUAUUGAGCACUACAAUAAGGUCAAAGGUGUGUUUGUGUAUUUGUUUGGAGGCCACAUGGACAAUAAUGUAGAAUCUGUGUUUCAUUUGGUGAUGGCAGGGGAUCCUGAAUUUCAGAACCUCCCGAGCUUCUUGUUUGGGCAGUCAAUGGGUGGAGCUGUGGUUCUGAAGGUUCACUUGAAACAGCCAAAUGCUUGGAGUGGUGGCAUUCUUGUUGCACCAAUGUGCAAAAUUGCAGAUGACAUGGUUCCACCUUGGGCGGUGAAGCAAUUCCUGAUUGGGAUAGCGAAUUUUCUUCCGAAGCACAAGUUAGUGCCACAAAAGGAUCUAGCCGAGGCAGCAUUCAGGGAACCGAAGAAGAGAGAAUUGGCUGCGUACAAUGUCAUUGCUUACAAGCACAAACCACGGUUGAGGACGGCCUUGGAGAUGCUCGAGACAACCAAACAGAUAGAACAACGACUUGAAGAUGUAUCUUUGCCUCUGUUGAUACUGCAUGGGGAGGCUGAUAUUGUGACGGACCCAUCUGUAAGUAAAGCUUUGUACGAGAAAGCAAAGAGUUCAGACAAGACGCUGAAACUGUACAAAGAUGCUUUCCACUCACUGCUGGAGGGAGAACCGGAUGAAACCAUAACUCAAGUGUUUAACGAUAUAAUCAGCUGGCUGGAUCAGCACUGCAAAUGAGCAAAACAGAGGCCGAGCCAUUGCAUUGGCUUACCCCCAACGGCAAGGCUCGUGGCCUUUUGUCUCGAAUCUUUUAUUUCCUCUGCCAAAUAUAUAUUCAAUUAUUCUUUCAGGUUAGAUCGAUCUGAUUUUAAAUAAUUACGAAUGUUGGCGAUAAUAACAGUGACUUUGUUUUAAACACUAAUGGGUAGUUUUAGAAAUUGUAUUGUAGUGGAUAUAUGUAUUGAUGUAUUAAAUACAACGUUUGGUGUGUGUG